Solea senegalensis (Senegalese sole) is the source of this 4981-nucleotide messenger RNA. RefSeq names its product family with sequence similarity 184 member B (gene fam184b). The record is from RefSeq and is a predicted model, not a curated record. The transcript has 18 exons. Bases 518 to 4468 code for a protein of 1316 amino acids. Lineage: Eukaryota; Metazoa; Chordata; Actinopteri; Pleuronectiformes; Soleidae.
CAGCACUGCAGCAACAUCAGCAUCAGCAGCAGCAGUGCGCUGAAUCGGGAGCUGUCUCUGGUAAUGUACCGUCGGAAACACACGCCCCUCUCCGCCCCUGCCGUGAGACAGGUGGUUGGACUGUGUCCUUCCAUCAUCCUCUCAGAAUAAUAAUAAUAAUAAAAAAACAUCUGUUGGCAGCAGCAGGCAAGGAAGGAAGGGUCCGUCGGCGCGAGCGCGUCCCCGAUGGGCUUCCAGCGUGCGACCUCCGCGAUCACCGGGCGGAUAGCGGGAGAGCGGGGCCACAACCGGAACGCACGAGGAGAGAGAGAGCGCGAGCCCCGCCGAUCUACUACCAAAUGUUUCCCAGCAAGCUGCUGCACGCGGGAGGGGUUUCACCCACGGAGGAAUGAGACGCACGAGUGAGAAGUUAACGCGGUUUCUGGAGGGAAUAUUCAUCUGAGAGGUGGCGGGGUUGUUGCUGACUAUAUCCCCCGCGCUCCGCUCCGGGAAAGUUCCCCCGGGAGGUUUCAUUAUCAUGGCUUCAGGCGCCGGUAAGGCUGUACAGAGCCCCGGGCCGGGCUCCGCCGUUAACGGGACUGCGGCAGAGUUCCAGAACAUCGAGCAGGAGCUGUACGACGACCAGAUGCACAGCAAGAUGUGCAAGAAGAUCGCUCAGCUCACCAAGGUGAUUUAUUCUCUGAACAUGAAGAAUGAGGAGCAGGAGGCGGCUCUGCAGGCCUUGAGUCAAGCUCACCACGAGGAGCUGCACCGCAUCCUGAUGGAGACGUGUCAUGAAGGGGACGGGUCACUGCUGAGGACACGCCUCCUUGAACUGCAGGUGUCUCUCGAUGAGCAGCAGAGAGUCGGAGCCCAGGUGCAGGCAGAUUUCGAGUGCUUCCGUAUCCAGGCAGAGGAGAGGGAGCGAGAAACCGAGGUGGAGCUGCGAAAACACUUUAAGGACAGGCUCCAGGCUGCGGAGGGAGAGCUCCACGAGGCCAAGGCUCAGAUCACUGCAGCCCAGGAGGAGAGCCUGAGGUUGAGCGAAGAAUUAGAGAAGGCAGAGGAGCAGAUCCAGAGGCUGGAUGCCAAAUGUGAGGAGCUGCAGAAAACUGCUGACAAGGAGAAGAAAAGGCAAGAGGAGGAGAGACAAAGAGAAGAUAAGGAGAAAAAGAAAGAAGAGGAGGAGAGACAAACAGAGCAGCGUGAGGACUUGGAACGAGUGAAAGCACUCUUGGAGGAGGUGAAGACGCUGAAGGAGGAGAGCGCUCGGGCCGAGGAGAAGUUGAGGCGUGCAGUGAAGGAGGAACGGGAGCAAUGGGAGCACAAGGUGAUGGAUCUAAACGAGGAGAAGGAGGACAUGAGGAAGAAGAUGGAGGCAGAAUGGAGGGAGGAGCGGCAGAGGUGGGAGGAGAGGGAGGAAGAGGAGAAGAAAGGUAUGCACAGUGCUCUCAGAGAAAGAGUGAAGAGGGCUGAAGCUGAGGUGGAAAGUCACCUGGAGAGGCUGGCUGAAAGCAAGAGAAGCGCGGUGAAACUGCAGGAGCGGAUACAGGACCUUGAGGAGGAGCUGGAGCUGGAUCGAAGGCGCGUGUCCGAGGCCGAGGGCGUGGCCAAGCGGGCAGAGGAGGAGCUAGCCGUCGCCAAGGAGCGGCUGCUGCUGCAGGAAGAUGAGCUUCAGAGAGGAGCAGAGGAGCUGCUGAACCGCGGCAGCUGCGACGUGUGCGUGUGCACUGAGGUGGAGGAGCUGAGGAGCCAGGCGAGCCGUCUGCAGAGCAGGAACAGAGAGCUGGAGCUACAGAGCAGCGGCCGAAACAACGACCACGCCCGGCAGAUACGUCAGCAUGCUGAGGCCCUGUCCAGUUUACGAUCAGAGAUGGUGAGAGCUCAGACCGAGGAGCUGCGGCGAAUCCAAAAGCAUGCAGACGAUGAGAAGGACAAGCUGCAGAAGGAGAUCGACAAGGAAAGAGAAAACCUACAGAAGGAGAGGGAGCAUUUAAAGGAGCAGCUGGAGAAGGACAGGAACAGACUGCGCAGGGAGAAAGAGGAGGAGAAGGAAUGGCUGCACAAACAAGCAGAGGACAUCAAAGAGCAUCUGCAUAAAGAGAAGGAGGAGGAGGUUGAGCGGAUGCGCAAGGAGCUGGAAGUCGAGAGGGUCCGUGUUCGCUCUCAGUUGGAUAAGAACAUCGAACAGGUGGAGGCAGAGAAAGUCAAUGUGCAACAGAGGCUGGAGGAGGAGAAGAGGAGGUUGGUGGAGAAGGCUGAGGAGGACCGGAAGCGGCUGAAGGAGCAGGUGCGGAAGGCAAUAGAGGAAGUGAUGAGGAGACACGCAGCCGAACUACACGGCGUCCAAGAAGCUCUGAGCUCGGAGAAGAAGACCAACAAAGAGGUGUGUGCACAUUUGGAGGAGGAGAGGAGGAGCAGCGACGAGCUACGCAAUGGGCUGGAAAAGGAAAUGGAGGAGCUGAGGGCAAAACUGAGAGAUUCUUCCAAUGAGGUGUGUCGGCUGGAGUCAGUGGUCCAGCAGCAGCAGCAGCAGCAGAAGAAAGAAAAGGUGACGCCUGAAGCCGCGUCCUCAUGUGGACCUCACUGCUCUCGCCUGGAAGAAGAGCUCCAUCAGACGCGGAGUCGACUGACUCGGAUUCAGGAGGAGGCAGAGAGGCAGCGAGACAGACAGCAGAGAGAGACUGCUUCCCUCAGAGCUGACAAGCACCGGCUGGAAGAGAAAGUCCUGGAACAGAGCCGACUGAACACGGAGAGGAGUCUUCUAGAGCAGAGCCAGCGGCACACGGAGGAUCGGAUCAGGGCAGAGUGUGAGGAUCGUCUCAGAGCAGAGUUCAGGAUAGAGAUGAACGCUGCUGUUGCCGAGAGUGAACAGAGAUGGCAGAAUCGAGAGCAGGAGCUGCAGACUCAGAUAUCUGAGCUGGAGAGUCAACUGACUGAGGAGGAGAAAAAGAAGGCGGGCCAGGGUGACGAUUGCCAUGGUAACCCUGAAAUUGACAGACUAAGGCAGGAGGUCCAAGACACGAAGGAGAUAAACAAAAAGCUGAGGGAGCUGCUGCAGGAGCCUCAAACCCAGUCUUUGGCCGAAGAGAAGCACAGUCACGCGAUGGCUCUGCAGGCACUAGAGAGACAAGCAAAAGAAGAUCUGCUGUCUGAGAGGAACAGACUACAGACAAUGCACCACCUGGAGCUAGAGAAGCAGCGUGCAGAGUUGACCCAACAGCACACGGAGUGGAGCAGACAGAUGACCCAGAGACACAUGCAGCAGAUUGAGGACCUACAGGCUCAGCUACAGGCACACACACAGAUGAUGGCUCUGCAGCAGGAUUUGAAGCAGCAGAACCAGCAUCAGGUUUUUGAGCGACAGCUAGAUGAGAGUCGCUGUGCCAUGCUGGAACUUCAGAGAGAGAAUGCGGCACUCAAGAAGCAAUUAAAGGACAAAUCAGUCCAGAAGAAUCCUGAAGCCGAGGAGAAAGAAGAGGAGAGCCCAGAUCUGAGGAAGACGCGAGACGCCCAGCUCGAAGAGGAAGCACAGCGUCUGAAGGAGGAAGUGGAGAAGCUGAGGGUGGAGAUGGAGAAACUGGAGGAGUCACAAAAACACUGGGAGGAGAAGAAGGAGGAGGACGUGAAAGAAGAGGAGUUGGAUGAGGAGAAGAAGAAGGAGCGGGAGGAGGAGAAGAGGAGGGAGGAGGUGGAGGAGAUCAAGAGGGAGCACAAGAAGGAGAUGCAGAGUUUGGUCUCUGAAUACAGCAGCGCGCAGUCACACCUGCAGGCUCGAAUCGUGGCCCUGGAGAACGAGCUGCGUGAGCGGGAGGAGCGCUGCAGAAGGAGGGAGCCUCGAUGUGACGACCUGCAGCUGGGGAGGCUCCAGGAGAGACUGACCGAGAGAGACCAGCUCAUCAAACGAUUAGUGGAGGAGAAGCAUCAGCUGCAGCUUCACCCUCCCGUUGCCGGGGACGGCAGCACCCUCAGGCCCCGUGACAGCAAGUCCCGCCCUGGGAGCGUCACGCCAACCAUGAGGAGGAAGUGCGCGGAGUCUCCUCCUCGUGUCACCAGCAUCCCCAGCACCAGUACUUUCGAGAGGAGCAUCUUCCCCCCCCACUCCUCCUCAUCGUCUUCCUCCUCUUCCUCCUUCCAUCAGCACUCCUCCACCCUCCCCCACCAGUCCACCUCCCACCCCCAGAACUCCCCCCACUACUCCACCUCCUCCCUUCCACACAAGCACACCUCCCUCUCCCUCAGCCAACAUUCCUCCCCCUCCCUCCCUCGCUCCGCAAGGUCCCGGACCUCCUGCAUCCCUCCAACCCCAGCGCCCACCGCCCCACUCCCCGUCUGCCCAUCAGCACAGACAGGUAUCCGAUACGUGUCCCCGUCUUGCCAGGAGCCCCACGCACACUUGCAGGCCCAAUCAAUCAGGGGCCCAUAUCUGGAGCCGAGGGGGACACAGGGGCUAAAACAGGAGUGGUUUACCAAAUACUUCUCCUUCUGAGCACAAACACACACAGAGCUGCAAGUACAUCUCAUAUACAGUUCAUUGCUUCUUACACACAUCUGUUAGCUUCACACACACAAACACACACACACAGACAGUGACAUACCAACAUUACAAACGUGGGCUCAUCACCAGCAAGGCCAUCUCAGUCAUUGCCUCAAAGCUCAACCAAAAAGUGCUUCUGAAACACAUGCCUGACCUCUUCUCAGAUCAUUGGCCUGCCGGAUCUUGUUUGUAUAGUUUGGAAUGUCUCCAUAUGUUUCCUUUUUUGAAAGCAGUCUUCCUUUUUUUAAUGCCAAUGUUUUUGCUCAAAUCUCAUCGUACGGUUAUUCCAGUGCAUUUGUUUUAAAACAAACACAAAUCUACAGCCAUGUGUGUCUUUGAGUAUGGGAGCAUUCGACAUAUUCAACCAAGAUCCUUGUCAAAAUGGACACACACGACACAACCUUACUGAAAUGAAGCUUGUUUUAAUGCAAAAAUGUAAAAUAAUCUUAAUGAACAAAUUGAAUA